Messenger RNA from Callithrix jacchus (white-tufted-ear marmoset), 12964 nucleotides. Lineage: Eukaryota; Metazoa; Chordata; Mammalia; Primates; Cebidae. The record is from RefSeq and is a predicted model, not a curated record.
UGUGUGCAUGUGUCCUUAUAGUAGAACGAUUUAUAGUCCUUUGGAUAUAUACCCAGUAAUGGGAUUGCUGGGUCAAAUGGAAUUUCUAUUUCUAAGGCCUUGAGGAAUUGCCACACUGUCUUCCACAAUGGUUGAACUAAUUUACACUCCCACCAACAGUGUAAAAGUGUUCCUAUUUCUCCACAUCCUCUCUAGCAUCUGUGGUCUCCAGAUUUUUUAAUGAUUGCCAUUCUCACUGGCGUGAGAUGGUAUCUCAGUGUGGUUUUGAUUUGCAUCUCUCUAAUGACCAGUGAUGAUGAGCAUUUUUUCAUAUGUUUGUUGGCCUCGUGUAUGUCUUCUUUUGUAAAGUGUCUGUUCAUAUCCUUUGCCCAUUUUUGAAUGGGCUUGUUCAUUUUUUUCCUGUAAAUCUGUUUGAGUUCUUUGUAAAUUCUGGAUAUCAGCCCUUUGUCAGAUGGGUAAACUGAAAAAAUUUUUUUCCAUUCUGUUGGUUGCCGAUUCACUCUAGUGACUGUUUCUUUUGACGUGCAGAAGCUGUGGAGUUUGAUUAGGUCCCAUUUGUUUAUUUUGGCUUUUGUUGCCAAUGCUUUUGGUGUUUUGUCAUGAAGUCCUUGCCUACUCCUAUGUUCUGAAUGGUUUUGCCUAGAUUUCCUUCUAGGGUUUUUAUGGUGCCAGGUCUUAUGUUUAAGUCUUUAAUCCAUCUGGAGUUAAUCUUAGUGUAAGGUGUCAGGAAGGGGUCCAGUUUCUGCUUUCUGCACAUGGCUAGCCAGUUUUCCCAACACCAUUUAUUAAACAGAGAAUCCUUUCCCCAUUGCUUGUUUUUGUCAGGUUUAUCAAAGAUUGUAUGGUUGUAGAUAUGUUGUGUUGCCUCCGAUGCCUCUGUUCUGUUCCAUUGGUCUAUAUCUCUGUUUUGGUACCAGUACCAUGCUGUUUUGAUUACUGUCGCCUUGUAGUAUAGUUUGAAGUCCGGUAGUGUGAUGCCUCCUGCUGUGUUCUUUUUGCUUAGAAUUGACUUGGCUAUGCGGUCUCUCUUUUGGUUUCAUAUGAAGUUCAUGGUGGAUUUUUUCCAGUUCCGUGAAGAAAGUCAAUGGUAGCUUGAUGGGGAUAGCGUUGAGUCUAUAAAUUACUUUGGGCGGUAUAGCCAUUUUCACGAUAUUGAUUCUUCCUAACCAUGAACAUGGAAUGUUUCUCCAUCUGUUUGUGUCCUCUCUUAUUUCAUUGAGCAGUGGUUUGUAGUUUUCCUUGAAGAGGUCCCUUACGUUCUUUGUAAGUUGUAUGUUAUAUGUGAAGUUGAUCCUGCCAUUUUGAUGCUAGCCAGUUGCUUUGCCCAUUAGUUCACGUGGUUUCUUCAUUGUGUUGCUGCUCUUUACCAUUUGGUACGUUUUGGAAUGGCUGGUACUGGUUGUUCCUUUCUAUGUUUAGUGCUUCUUUCAGGACCUCUUGUAUGGCAGGCCUGGUGGUGAUGAAAUCUCUCAGCAAUUGCUUGUUUGUAAAGGAUUUUAUUUCUCCUUCACUUAUGAAGCUUAGUUUGGCUGGAUAUGAAAUUCUAGGUUGAAAGUUCUUUUCUUUAAUGAUGUUAAACAUUGGCCCCCACUCUUCUGGCUUGUAGGUUUCUGCUGAGAGAUCCACUGUGAGUCUGAUGGGCUUUCCUUUGUGGGUAACCCAACCUUUCUCUCUGGCUGCCCUUAGCAUUUUUUUCUUAUUUCAACCCUGGUGAAUCUGACGAUUAUGUGCCUUGAGAUUGCUCUUCUUGAGGAAUAUCUUUGUGGUGUUCUCUGUAUUUCCUAGACUUGAAUAUUGGCCUGUCUUGCUAGGUUGGGGAAGUUCUCCUGGAUAAUAUCCUGAAGAGUGUUUUCCAGCUUGGAUUCAUUCUCUCCAUCACAUUCAGAUACACCUAUCAAAUGUAUAUUUGGUCUUUUCACAUAAUCCCACAUUUCUUGGAGGCCUUGUUCAUUUCUUUUUACUCUUUUCUCUUUAAUCUUGCCCUCUCAUUUUCUUUCAUUGAGUUGUUCUUCAGUCUCUCAUAUACUUUCUUCUGCUUGGUCAAUUCGGCUACUGAAACUUGUAUAUGAUCUGUGAAGUAUAUGAUUGUGUUGUGUUUUUCAGCUCCAUCAGUUCAUUUAUAUUCCUCUCUAAGCUGUUUAUUCUUGUUAGCAUUUUGUCAAACCUUUUUUCAAGGUUCUUAGUUUCUUUGCAUUGGGGUAGAACAUGUUCUUUUAGCUCAGAGAAAUUUGUUAUUACCCAGCUUCUGAAGCCUGUUUCUGUCAAUUCAUCAGAUUCAUUCUCCACCCAGCCUUUUUCCCUUGCUAGUGAGGAGUUGUGAUUCCUUGGAGGAGGAGAGGCAUUCUGGUUUUGGCUGUUUUCAUCCUUUUUGCACUGGUUUCUUCCUGUCUUUGUGGAUUUAUCCACCUGUGUUCUUUGUAGCUGGUGACUUUCAAAUGGGUCUCUGAGUGGAUGUCCUUUUUGUUUAUGAUGAAGUUAUUUCUUUCUGUUUUUUUAGUUUUCCUUCUAACAGUCAGGCCCCUCUGCUGUAGGACUGCUGGAGGCCCACUCCAGAGCCUGCUUGUCUGGUGAUCACCUGCAGUGGCUGCAGAACAGUAAGGGUUUCUUCUAUCUUUGUCCCAGAAGGAUAACCCCCAGAUAUCAGCCUGAGCUCUCCUUUAUGAAGUCUCUCUUUGGAUAUACGGGGGUCGGGGAGCUGCUUCAGGAGACAGUCUGUCCCUUAUAGAAGCUCAAGUGCUGAGCUAUGAGCUCCAUUGUUCCAUUCAGGGCUGCUGGGCAGGUACAUUUAAGUCUGCUGCAAUGGAACUCAUAACAACCUUUUUUUCCCAGGUGCUCUAUCCUGGGAAGGUGGGGCUUUAUUUAUAAGUUCCUGACAUACUGCUGCCUUUUUUCAGAGAUGCCCUGCCCAGUGAGGAGGUAGCCUGGUCACAGUCUGCCAGCAGAGGCAUUGCUGAGUUGCCGUGAGCUCUGCCCAGCUGCUGUGUGAACUUCCUUGCAGUUUUGUUUAUAGAGGUAUAGUUAGAACUGCCUCGGUAAUGGUGGUCUGCCUCAGUAAUGGCAGACUGCUUUGGUAGUGGUGGACUGCUUCGGUAAUGGCAGGUGCCCUUUGCCCCACAGAGCUUGACUGUCCCGGGUCCGGCUGUGUUUGCUGUGAAACUCUCAGUCCAGAGCGUUUCAGAUUGCUGGUCUUUGUGGGGGUGGAACUGGCCAAGCCAGAUCACCUGGCUCCUGUUUCAGCCCCCUUUUUUUCAGUUAAACAAGCUGGGAUUAGAGGUGUGAGCCACCACACGUGGCCAGAAAAGUUCUUUGUAAUGAAAUAAUAUAUAAUUCAAUAAGCAAAUACUUUGGCACUAUUAUACCCUAUGACAUAACAAAGUGGUCAGAUGCUACCACUACCUAUAAUGAGUAAGUUUAGAUAUAAGAAAAGCAAGACAAUAUUUGAUUGGUUAAUAUAGCCUCUCUCUUUAAUCUUCCUUCUAUUUAACAUUUUAAACUGUUUUCCUAUAUAAUCACUGGGUGUUGUAUGAAUGAAUCAAAUACUGAGAGCCACAAUAUCAUUAGUGAUGUGAUGUUUCUGAAAUAUCAAAUAGACUAAAAAACAUCCAGAAAAAAAGCAAAGCAUAAUUUCCCCUCUAUUUACAUGAUUUUUUUUUUUGAGAUGGAGUCUCGCUCUGUCACCCAGGCUAGAGAGUGCAAUGAUGCAAUUGCAGCUCACUGCAGCCUUCACCUCCUGGGUUCCAGCAAUUCUCCUGCCUCAGCCUCCCAAGUAGCUGCGAUUACAGGCAGCCACCACCAUGCCCAGCUAAUUUUUGUAUUUUUAUUAGAGAUGGGGUUUCAUCAUGUUGGCCAGGCUGGUCUUGAACUUUUGACCUUAAGUGAUCCACUUGCCUUGGCCUCCUAAAGUGCUGGGAUUACAGGUGUGAGCCACCACACUUGGCCCUUAUUUACAUGAUUUUUAUUUUCUUGGAACAUUGUGAUGCACAGUUUGAACCCUGUAAAAACACUUUAUAUGUAACAUGGAGUUAGAUGCUAGGCUGUCUUCAUGUUAUAUACAGAUAGAUUCUUCACCCUUAUUAAAGUGUGGCAGGACUGCCCAGCUCAUGGCUGGCUGGCUGGCACUCCAGGCCUCUGCCCAGUAAUACCUUCCAUACACUGUGACAAUGAAAAACACCCCUGGAAAUUUCCAAAACCCUCCCUGGGUGGCAGUACCAGCCCCGCUGAGUACUGUUGUUGGAUCCUUAUGGAUCAGAAGCAUUUUCAUCUAUCUUUGUUGAAAAAAUACUGUUAUAUUGCUGGAGGGCAUUUGAUUUUUGACACAUUCUAGAAUUAUGUCUAACACUAUGGGUUUGCCUGAUUCCCACUUUACUUUCUGAAUCAGAAUGGACCUGAUCUGUAUCCCUGCCUGGCUGGGGAAGUGACCUGAGUUCACUGCCAAGAUAGCUGGGACUUGUGUGCAGAGGGGGCAUCAGCAGGAAGGUUUGUGACACAGCACAAUGCCACCCUGCAGGCAACCUUAUCAUAACCCUUGUUCUUCAGAGGGUGUGUAGGAUCUUGGAAGCCCUAAGCAGAACGUACAGAUGCCUCCAUUGUACAGAUAAGGAAACUGAGACCCAGAGAGGGAAAGAGACUUGGCUGAGUCACACAAUUUUCUUAACUGGAACUGUUCCAAAGCCAGAGAGUGGUGAAAAUGUUUGACCGCACCGUCAAACCGCACGGCCUCCUUUCCACCGUCCUGUGGUUCCGCACUCACCGUGAGCUGAGAGGUCCGUGCAGACACCUGUGUUCCAGUUCAAGGUUCGAAUGGUGAAAGAUGGUGACCCUUCCUGGAAGCCCACUUUUAUCGUGAAACCUGAUGGUGGUUGUCAGGGUGACGGAAUCUACCUCAUUAAAGACCCCAGUGACAUCCGCCUGGCAGGGACCCUCCAGAGCAGGCCGGCGGUGGUCCAGGAGUACAUCUGCAAACCUCUCCUUAUCGACAAGCUCAAGUUUGAUAUUCGUCUGUAUGUCUUACUCAAGUCCUUAGACCCCUUAGAGAUUUAUAUAGCCAAAGACGGACUCUCCAGGUUUUGUACUGAGCCAUAUCAGGAGCCCACCCCCAAAAACCUGCACCACAUUUUUAUGCACUUAACCAACUAUUCCCUGAACAUCCACAGCAGCAACUUUGUCCAUUCAGACAGUGCUAGCACAGGCAGCAAAAGGACUUUUUCCAGCAUCCUUUGUAGACUGUCUUCCAAAGGCGUUGACAUCAAGAAGGUCUGGUCUGACAUCAUCUCCCUCGUGAUAAAGACUGUCAUCGCGCUGACUCCAGAGCUCAGGGUCUUCUACCAGUCGGACAUCCCCACAGGGAGGCCAGGCCCCACGUGCUUCCAGAUUUUAGGCUUCGACAUUCUUCUAAUGAAAAACCUGAAGCCUAUACUACUUGAAGUAAAUGCAAAUCCCAGUAUGAGAAUCGAACAUGAGCACGAACUUUCUCCAGGGGUGUUUGAAAAUGUCCCCAGCCUUGUUGAUGAAGAAGUGAAAGUGGCUGUGAUCAGAGACACUCUGCGCCUCAUGGACCCACUCAAGAAGAAAAGGGAGAACCAGUCUCAGCAGCUUGAAAAACCAUUCGCUGGCCAGGAAGAUGCUUUGGACGGUGAGCUGACCAGUGCUCCAGAUAGCAACGCCAACCCCGAAGCCCACCUGCCCUCCAUUUGCCUCAAGCAGGUGUUCCCCAAGUACGCAAAGCAGUUCAACUACCUGCGCCUGGUGGACAGAAUGGCAAAUUUGUUUAUCCGGUUCCUGGGAAUCAAGGGGACAAUGAAGUUGGGACCAACAGGCUUUCGUACCUUUAUAAGGAACUGCAAACUCAGCAGCAGCAGCCUGUCCAUGGCCGCUGUGGACAUCCUCUACAUUGACAUCACACGGAGGUGGAACUCCAUGACCCUGGACCAGCGGGACUCAGGGAUGUGUCUGCAGGCCUUCGUAGAAGCCUUCUUUUUCCUGGCUCAGAGGAAGUUCAAGAUGCUGCCACUUCAUGAGCAGGUGGCUUCGCUGAUUGACCUGUGCGAGUACCACCUGUCCCUGCUGGAUGAAAAGCGCCUGGUGUGUGCCCGGGGCAUCCCCUCUGGGGGCCGACCCGCCCACCGUGGCACUCCCCAGGAGUCCUCCCCCUCAGCCCAGCUGGCUGGGGACAACCUCCAACCCCGCACCAGCUGCGCCAAUAAGCUGUCCCAUCCCAGACAUACCCUUUCCUGAGGGCCACUCUGUCUUCGCAGAAGAUGGAAGAUGAGGGUGACUUUCAGGACUGGAGAGCCCCAGGCAUUCUGCCUGCAGGCCGCCGAAGGGCCUGGCUGCCCCGCCCCCAUGAACCGUCUCUGCUUGUGGCUGAGCUGCACUUCACCAGGUUGGCUGGUUCUCACCUGCCUUCCUCCCCGCACCUCUUGGUGAUACACCCUGUUUUCGAGUCAUCAGUGGACAUAUGACAUCUAAAACGUGACAGAUGGCAGCUUCUAUUCUGGGCUCACAGGAAGCACCAACUGGGGCAAAUCUGUUGUGUUUGGGGCACGGGACACAAACGAUCCCAAGGCCUGGAGCCGUGGAGAGGAAGCCGAGUGCUGGGAUCUGCCGGGACCUCCGCACGCCCACAGGGAAAAGCCCGAGAACAUUGUGUUUAUUUCCUGCCACCCGCUCCAUGAGAAGGAAGUGGAAAUAUCAAGUAGGCGUCUGCGAAUCUCCCAUCCCAAUCAUGUGCUACACGGGUGUAGUGAACAGAUUACCCUCAUUUAGUUCAUUAGCUUGCCUGUUGCUGCAAUGUUUGGUUUGCUAUUAAUUAAGAAAUAAUUAAUCAAGAAGUAACUAAGACUCCUAGAGCCUCAGAGCUGGCAGGAGCCUCAGAGGUCAUUUUGUUUGAUUUUGUUUGACUGUGAUCCCAGAGCAGGAAUCCCAUCUUUAGCCUCCCUGAUCAGAUGGUCAGAGUGGACCCCUGCAUAGGUAGGGUGCUGGUCACGUGGCCAGUGUGUCCACAAGAAGCACUGCCAGGUGUCCCUGCAUGCCCAGCACUGUGUUGGGAGCCCUUAGUAAGGAGAGGAAAUCAGACGUGGAUGAGAACCAGAGCGAGAGGAGGAGUGCAUGUUAGGCUUGGUGCCAGGGACAGGGAAGCUCAAGCUCUCUCUUCCAUGAGACCCUUUCCUUGUCUCCAUCUGUAUCCCCAGGUAGCCCCCCUCUCAGAGGAAACACCUCAGAGGCAGCGGAAGGUGGUGUUUUGGAAACAGCCUUGGUCACGUCAGGGUGCAGGUCCCAUUGAAGACAGGCAGACCUGACCUGGCAAAGCCAAGCUCUCCAGAGUGUGGUUGGAUUUGAGGUUGAUGUGGCGCUUUCCUGGAGGGUCCCUUUAAAGGAUGCUGAGGGCCCUGGGAAGAGUCAAUCAUCAGGCUCCAAGCGAGGUGGAGGAAAGUCUUUGAGGCACUAGUACUGUGCCUGGUACACAGAAGGACUCAGAAAAGGCUCGUAUGCACGGCCAGGGAGAGGGGCGUGGGAGGCAGAGGCGCAUCCCAGACAAGCCCCUGUAGCUUUUUCCUCCCUGCCAACAUCCUGUCCUGCCUCCUGACCCAAGUCCUCUUCCCUCAAACUGAGAAGAGCAGUUGACUCACGGCCUAGCCCACAGCCUGGUUCAUAACAGGUACUCAAAAGCAUCUGUGGAAACAAGUUACUUGAAUCCGCCUUCCCCAGGUAUUUUUAAACCCAAAGAGAAGGUUUUUAAUCCAAGGUGUCUCCAGUUGUUGGCAAGUGAUUUGAGAGCAGGGGCUGCUGUGUUCCUCCUUGUCUGGGGCUCCUUGCUGCCGGGAGCUUACCCUCUCAAGGAGGAAAACCGGUGUCCCCUGGUGUGGCUGCCGUGCAGUGCCCCUUCCCUGCCACUAGCAGAGCCCAAAGGCUGCCGCUCUUCCCCAGCCUAGAGGGGCUGUGGGCCCGAGCCCGGCAGAACCCACUCUGGGCUGUUCAGUGUCAGCAGACUUAUGCAAUGACUUUAUUUUCCCAAGCAGAAGGCGGGAUAGGUGGGAAGAUGGCACAGGCAGAAUAUGCCUGCUGAGGUGUGUCGAGUGCCCCCUACUUGGGGCACGGUGGCGGUGUCAUUGGCUCAGUUCCCCAGGUCCUAGGGCAGGUCCGUACCACUGCUCCCCUUUCAGAUGAGGAAAGGAAGGCCCAGGAGGCCAUGUGGUCAGGACUUGGUCCAGGUCUGUCUGUCGGCUCCUUGUCCCUAGGCGAGCAUGAAUUCAGCUCCAAGUAGAGACCCCGCAGGACUACCCCGCUCGGGGCUGCCUGGGGCUUGUCAUGGUCUGGUGGCAUGCGACAAGGCAGUCAGGACUCCUAAAUGGUCCAGUGUGAGAAACAACGUUGGAAGCCCCCAUGCGGCUCUCCCAAUGCCCUUUGGCAGAACAAAUGUAUUUCCCAGAGAAAGGCCAGAGGAAAUGAGUCGGGGCACACUUGUCAUCAAGUGGGAGCCACCAAGAGUCUUAACAAAGUUCUCACUCGGCACUCUUUCUUGAGGUUGGUCUUUAGACGGUAUUCAUUUGCCAAAAUGGAGUUCAAUGUUCGGGUCCAAAACCAGCCAAGCACACUGAAUGUUUUGAAAAAUAAAAUAAAGAGGUUGAAUUCCAGCCACCUUGUCUGGGGUGAUAUAAAAUCGUCAGCUCUCCUGGUGAGGAAGGGCCUCUCCCACCCCUGCCAUUAUCUGGAGGCAGGUUGCUCCCCCCACCAUGGCUCCUGUAUCCUGGGAGUAGCCCCUCCUCUGUCGACAAGGCCCCAAAUAAGCCCCAGGACACGGAGCCUCGCUGGUGAUUUUCUGAGAGGCCAUUUGUGACAGAUUGGCCCCUUUUCAGUUCAACCAAAAGCAUUUCGAGGCUGCUCCAUUAUCAGAAUGAGUGAUAGCUGACUCACCCCGCCUCCUCUGUUCCUAAGAAGAAGUCCCACUGUAUUUACCCCUUUGGUAAUCGGCCACUCAUUUUAUUGGUGUAAUUGAAGCAAUAGCAAAAGCAGAUUGCUUCCUCCAAGAGGACAGGAAGCAGAGCCCAGAGUCCGGCGGGCCCAGGGGCCCUAGCACAUAGCUGUGCAGCCCCUGUGCUUUGCUGCGAGAUAAGCCCGGUCCCUGGAAGGGCCCUCAGUACCCAUCUCCAGCGUCUUCUCUCUCUCCCUCUCCUGUCCCCUCCCCCUCUUACUGACACCUGUCUUGCCCCACCCCCAGCGCACACACAGCCCAGCCACAUGGAUGCUCUCCCUAGUCUGCUGACUGAGUUCCUGGAGAGCUGGGUGCUCCAGGGCUUGGAACGAACGGGUAAGAUCAGGCCCAGCCAGUUCUUAGUUUGAGGAGUUCACAUCCAAGUAUGACAAGUUAGUGGGCCCAACCUGGGGAGAGAUGCAUCAGAACAGGGCAGACCCACCCUUUCCUGCUGUGCUAGUCUUGCCCCUUUGGGUGUACCCCUGGGCAGCUUCCUUGCUCCUGCCAUGCUGACCCUGCCUGCCCUUCCUUCCAACCUCCCAGGGGAACAGGCUCAGCGUUUCUGCUAUUAGGGGCAGGAGCUGUGUCCUCACGGCCUGGCCAGAAUGGAGCCUGCGGUAGGUGCUUAUAAAGACCCACUGGAUUCAGUGCCACUGUUGGCAAGUGCUGGUCCCAACAGACCCCUCCCCAUGUGCAGAGGCAGGGCUUCCAGGAGAGAUGAGCGUCCAUCCCUAAAACAAACUGCCUGGAUUCCUCUUCCUUCUCCGCCCAGCCUCUGCCCACUCCCCCGAACUCAGAUAUGAUCUCUCGCCUGGGCUUCCGCUGCCUCCCUGCCUCUCACCCCUCCACCCUACCCUCCAUCCCCACUAGUGUGGAAGGAACUCGGAGAGCAACAGAGCUGAUGUUCAGUCGCCUAUUGAAAGCAGCCCCCAUCGGUGCCCUUCCUUUCUUUCCAUCGUAAGGCCCAUGCCUGGCCCCCACACCCCAGGGCCAGGCUCUGUGGCCUCCCUGAGCCCCUGUCCUACCCCUGCUCCCAGGACUGUUUGUAUCUGUUGUCACCAGACAGGAGGAGGUGUGCUAUUUCCCGCCAUCCUUGUCUUCUGCCCCUCUGCCUGGAAUGGCCUUCCUCUGCCCAGUGGCAAACAGACUUCCAAGGCCCAGUUCUAAUACCCUUGCUGCAAUCCCCAAAACAGAGUGAGUGGUUCCCUCCCCACACUCCCAAGAACUGGAAAGUUCCUGUAUUGUCGCGCAUACUGUGGGACCACAGCAUUGGCUCCCACCAAGUUGUGCGUUCCUGCAGGAUCAGGCAUGUGCUAGGGCCAUGUUGGCACGGAGCGGGUGCUUGCUGUGAAUAGGAACAUUUAGCAGACCCCAGGAGAAGAGAUAGUGUGACCGCGCUUGUUCUCCGCCUCGCCUGUGGAUGCCUUUAAGAAGCACAGAUUUCUAAACCUUGCCAAGCCAAUCUGCUGAACACCUCUACAUCCCCGCCUGCCUUGUUGGCUCCCUGGGAUUCGGCAGCUGUCUUGUGUCCGUAGACAAAUAAUGGCUCCUCUGACCCUAGGUGUCUCUCCACGGUCCUUUGUGGGCAGACCUGGGCUGUGUACCAAUGGGCACCCCCUCUCGUUCAGUCUCAGAGACAGGAUGCCAGGCUGGACAGUCCUCACCAACAACACCCCUCCAGCCAGCCUCCCUUCAACUCUGCAUUGCCCUGAGUUUGUGUGGAGUUGGUAAGUUCCCAGCAGGUCCUCCUGAUGUGCAUGUGGGUAGCCAGGGGAAGGAAGUGGGAGGGUAGGGGCACAGACACUUGGAAUGGUGUCCUUAUCCUACAUGAUUUUAUCUGCACAUGCUCAAUCCUUCACAGUUUAGCAAGUACUUUUAGAUCCAUCCAACCUCAUGAAGGAUGAGGAUCGUUGGCACUCUUUUUUCCCUGAGGUGGAGAACUGGCUUCCAGGAGGCUUAGUGACUGACUGAGGUCUCGAGGUCUCUGGCUGGUGAAGCACAGAGCCAGGGUCCCCCAGAGGCUUCCAGCUGGCUCCAGAUCCCACACUCCUUCCUCAGCACUUCUUGGUUCUGCACGGUGCCUCAGUGCUCCCCAAAACAUCCCAUUUGCAGAUGUGGAAACCCACGUCCCACAAAGGCUGGGUGUUGGCUCCACUCAGUUCUGCGGACUUAGCUUGGGGCUGUCUGGCCUGCUCUCCUCCUGCCGAGCACCCCAGGAAGUUCUCCCAGCCACUCAGUGAGAGUAGCAAGUCCUGUCUCACUUGAUCUUUGGGAGCAUAAGAGGAGCUCACAGAAAACGUCAUCAAUGCGAAAGUGUUUUGUAGACCAAAGUGCUGCAGCGUUAUCUUCAGCCUGGCUACUGGCUUCCUACAAAGUGUAAAGGGAUGAAGGUAAAAGCUCUUUCCUGAAUAAUGUUAUCCAUCAAGUCAGAUGAAACCACACCAGUCAGCUCUUCCUGCCCCUCCCCUCCUCCCCUUCAUUCCCACAUAUUUAAAGACAUUUAUAGCCUGAGAAAUUAUUCCGCUGCUUCUCUGACACCCGGAAUGUGCCUUGUGAUUGGCAGUGUCCCUCCAGAAUAGCUUAAUUUUUUCCCCAUUUCUUGACUAAUGUCCUCUACUCCUCAGCCCUCUAAUUGAGAAUUGGGCUUGCAAUGGCCAGGACAAGAGAACAUCUUCCCUGAAAGCUCAGAAAUGAUGGCUCUCCCAGCAGGGAGCUGGCGUUCCCUGCCGCCGCCGAGAGCGCUGCCCUCUUUGCAUGGAGGGAUCGUUCACUACCGUGUAUAUUAACCUGAAAUCCACCUCGCCUUGAUGGAUAUUUUUGCCAAUCUCCCUUUUGGUUUGAUGAAUGUGAGAGAAAUUUUCCCAUAUGGCAUACGAAUUUCUCCCUCACAAAAUAAGUCUAAUUUUUUUUCUGUUUCUGGAGCAGCUCUGCAGAAUAGGCCACAGCUUCAAUUACCUUUAUCUCCAGUAGCCAAAAGUCUUGAUUGUUAUAUAACCGGGAAAACCACAUGGCAUAAUACUUAUAUACACACAUGCAUGCACGCACGCACAUACACACACGCACGCACGCACAUACACACACGCACGCACACACAUACACGCAUGCAUACACAUACACGCACGCACACACACACUGAGCACUGCCGAACUUUGGCGGAAAAUGGCAAAAUUACUGAUGUUUUUCUAAUUUCUGGUGAUUGGCUUCUGAGUCUUAUUUAGAGAGCGGAGUGGAAAGGGCUCUUUGCAGCCCCAGGGUAGUGUCGUGCUUACCAAGAGGCUCGUGGGAAACCUUGCCUCCAACAUGAAGAAGGAGUUUGCUAAGAUUCCAACCAGUACCCAGUCUUGGGCCACAGAACACUGUCUGCUCCCCCAGACCUUCCCAGACCACAGGGAUAUUUUCCCUUCAGAAGCCCUUGCAUCAGAAUGGGAAAAAUGAGGGCUAAGAAUCCCAGAGGAGGCUGUGAACUGUUCAGGAAAGUGAGGGCUUUGCCGUCAGACCUGGGUCUGAACUUGGCUGUGUCUGUCCUUUUCUCCCUAAAUGGCCAUGGGCCAGUGACUUUACCUCUCUGAUCCCUGCUCCUUGCCUAGAUAGUAAGGAUCACAUCACAAUGUAUGUAAAGAGCCGAGUGUGGGACUUGGCACCUGCGAAGUGUCUUGAUACCUGUCUGUUGAGAAAAGGGAGGGUCUCAAAGCAAGGAAACGACACAGAUGCCAGGAAAUACGUCUGCCCAGCUCCACCUCCCUGACGGGGGAGGCUCCUGGAGGUCUGGUGAGAGGCCCCAGGUGCUCCAGCCCUCCCUGCUCCAUGCUGAGCUCUGCCUUUAAGAGACUGCAGCUCCUGCCUCUUAAAAGCCUUUAAAAAUUCUUUAUUAAAUUUUCAUGGCGCAUAAAGUCAAGGUUCUGUUACUUGGCCUCAGUUGUCUUGGCAACUUUGUAAAAUGCAAUAAUAAAACGAAGCUGAGUGUUGCUAAACACAGGCUCGUUGUAGAAACGA